CUGUAGGCAGCACCAACACAAGGGAUCAACCCUUUAACACUGCUGUUAGAGGGAGUCUUAAGUUCUCAACUGUGAAAGAUGCUGUGCAGUGGUCUAGAAAUGUAGCUACACUGGAUGGAGAAGAACCAGAGGACUCCGCUGAUGUGGAAAGCUGUGGGUCUAAUGAAGCCAGCACUGUGAGUGGUGAAAAUGAUGUGUCUCUGGAUGAAACAUCUUCAAAUGCAUCCUGCUCUACAGAGUCUCAGAGCAGGUCCCUCUCCAAUCCCAGGGACAGCCACAGGGCUUCCUCACAGGCAAACAAACAAAAGAAAAGGACUGGGGUCAUGCUGCCUCGUGUUGUUCUGACUCCUCUGAAGGUAAACGGGGCCCACGUGGAACCUGCAUCGGGGUUCUCAGGCCGUCAUGCAGAUGGUGAGAGUGGCAGUCCAUCCAGCAGCAGCAGCGGCUCUCUGGCUUUGGGCAACAGUGCUAUUCGAAGCCAGGCUGAGGUCACUCGGGACCCUGCCCCUCUCUUGAGAGGCUUCCGGAAGCCAGCCACAGGUCAAAUGAAGCGCAACAGAGGGGAAGAGGUAGAUUUUGAGACGCCUGGGUCCAUUCUUGUUAACACCAAUCUUCGUGCUUUGAUAAACUCUCGGACCUUCCAUGCCCUGCCAUCACACUUCCAGCAGCAACUCCUCUUCCUCCUGCCUGAAGUGGAUAGACAGGUGGGGACGGAUGGCCUGUUGCGCCUCAGCAGCAGUGCACUCAAUAAUGAGUUUUUCACCCAUGCAGCUCAGAGCUGGAGGGAACGCCUGGCUGAAGGUGAAUUCACUCAUGAGAUGCAAGUCAGGCUAAGACAGGAAAUGGAAAAGGAGAAGAAGGUGGAACAAUGGAAGGAAAAGUUCUUUGAAGAUUACUAUGGACAGAAAUUGGGUUUGACCAAAGAAGAAUCACUGCAGCAGAAAGAAGACCAGGAGGAGGCCAAAAUCAAGAGUGGCUUUUGUGUCUCAGGGGAGUCAGUGCGGCCACAGCGUGGGCCCAACACCCGUCAACGGGACGGGCAUUUUAAGAAACGUUCUCGGCCAGAUCUCCGAACCAGAUCUAGAAGGAAUCUGUACAAAAAACAGGAGCCAGAACAAGCAGGGGUUGCUAAAGAUGCAAAUGCUGCACCCGAUGUUUCACUCUCUAAAGAUGCUAAGACCGACUCACCAGGGGUGAACAGUCCCCCUGGGCCAGAUGUGUCCUCCCCAGCAUCUGGACAGGAGGGUCCCAAGUGUCCAAGUGAACCUGUGGCUUCCCAGAUACAAACAGAAAUGGACAACUUGGCCUGUGCCUCUGCAUCUCCAGACAGAACCCCUACCUUACCUCAGGACAGUGUGGAUCAAGAAACAAAGGAUCAGAAGAGGAAAUCCUUUGAGCAGGAAGCCUCUGCAUCCUUUCCCGAAAAGAAGCCCCGGCUUGAAGAUCGUCAGUCCUUUCGUAACACAAUUGAAAGUGUUCACACCGAAAAGCCACAGCCCACUAAAGAGGAGCCCAAAGUCCCGCCCAUCCGGAUUCAACUUUCACGUAUCAAACCACCCUGGGUGGCUAAAGGUCGGCCCACUUACCAGAUAUGCCCCCGGAUCGUCCCCAUCACGGAGUCUUCCUGCCGGGGUUGGACUGGUGCCAGGACCCUCGCAGACAUUAAAGCCCGUGCUUUGCAGGCCCGAGGGGCGAGAGGCUACCACUGCAAUCGAGAGGCGGCCGCCACUGCCAUCGGAGGGGGGGGUGGCCCGGGUGGAGGUGGCAGUGGGGCCAUCGAUGAGGGAGGUGGCAGAGACGGCAGCAGUAGUGAUGGUAGUGAGGCCUGUGGCCACUCUGAGCCCAGGGGAGCCUCAAGCAACCCUGGAGAGAGUGCGUCAGAUCUACAGCGAACACAACUACUGCCGUCUUGUCCUCUGAAUGGAGAGCACACUCAGGCUGAUGCCGCCAUGGUCAGAGCCAAAGGAGAGGACUCUGCUUCUCUCGGAAAGGAAGAGAACGGCCUGUUGAAGAGGGCCCCAGGUGUGCUUACAAGUGGACUGGAAGAUGCCUCCCAACCCCCUGUUGCUCCCACUGGAGACCAGCCCUGUCAGGCUUUGCCCCCUCUGUCCUCCCAAACUCCAGUGGCUGAGAUGUUAGCAGAGCAGGCUAAGUUGCUUCCAGAAGAUAGGACUGAGUGUGAGCCCAGUAAUCCUUCCUGGGAGAAGGGUGGUGAAGAUCAAGGGCCCACCGUCCCCUCAGAGGGUAGUUCUGGACAGUCUCCAUUGGGAGAUCUACUAGGAGGAGGAAGUGACCGGGUCUUUGAUAAUAUGAAGGAGCCUGUAAAUAUGACACCUGCUUUUAUAUCUGAGUUGUCAUUGGCUAACUCCCUACAGGAUAGACCUUCUGAUGAUGAGUUAGGAGUUGGUGCCACAGGCCCCCACAUAAGGGAGAGUAGACAAGAAACUUUGAAAACUGAGGCUUUUGUAUCUGGUAGUCCUGGCUCCUGGGUACCCAUUCUGUCAAAUUAUGAGGUAAUAAAAGAAUCUUAUCCAGAAGCCAGAGAAAAUGCACCAUGUCUGGAACCCCAGGAUGGAAAAGGGUGGGAGAGAACUGUUCCCCUUGUUGCUGCCGUGCCUGGGGAGCAUGCAGAAGUUUUGCCCCACCAUGAGAGCUGUGCUUCACACUGGACUGCACCUCCUCCAGGAGUCAUGGGCAGCACUUGCAGUGACAGUCAGCAGGUAGACCUUGAAAGACUGGAAAUGAAUGGCAUCUCUGACAUACUGAGUCCUCACAACGAAUCCACAGAUACAGCCUCUGACUCUGAAGGCCACUUUUCUGAGGACAGCAGUGAGGUUGAUGCAUGUGAAAUCACAGUGGUAAAAGGGUUGUUGUGUGGGAGUGAAAAACAGGACUGGGACCCAUCUGCCUCACUGUCCAAGGCAAGCACUGACCUAAGUGUGCUUACAAGGACAGAAGGGGUGGCUACUCCUCAGAGCUGGGUAUCUAGAGUAUGUGCAGUCCCCCACAAGAUCCCAGACUCCCUGCUGCUGUCCAGUACUGAGUGCCAGCCCCGGUCUGUGUGCCCACCAAAGCCUGGUUCUUCAGCGGAGAUUACAAACCCACUUGUGAUGCACCUGCUGCAUGGUAAUUUGCCCCUGGAGAAGGUUCUUGCUCCAGAUCAUAGAAGCAACCAACCUGAAUCCCCACAGCUGCCACUUAGAGAACAGAACCAGGAUAGAGGCACUCUGCAAGGUACAGGGGGAGACAAUCACCUAGUUGCCAGAAGCAACCCUGGUUCUGUACAAGCAUUGAAAGAGUCUAUUCUGGCCCAAAGCUAUGGAGCAAGUGCUGGUCUUGUCAGGGCAAAGGCCUCCAAAGCUCCUGGAAUGUCCCAGAAGAUUGCCAGGUUGGUUCUAAGUUCAGACUCCCAGCAUCCAGUGACAGAACUGACACCUUCCUCUAGCAACCUGGAAGAAAUAGAUUCCAAAGAGCAUCUCUCUUCCUUCCUUUGCGAAGAGCAGAAAGAAGCCCAUUCCCUGUCUCAAGGCAGUGAUCCAGGUGCUGCCCCAGGCCAGUUUCUAGGAGAUCACACUACCUCCAAAGUGCCAUGUUUCUCCUCCACAAAUGUGAGCCUCUCCUUUGGGUCUGAGCAGACAGAUGGGACCCUGAGUGAUCAGAGCAAUGUUGGUGGUCGCGAGAAGAAACUGUUUGGUCCUAGGAAUACAGUUGCCACCCUUCAGUACCCUAGGUCUGAAGAGCAGAUACCACUACCUGCUGAGGUCCCUCCAGUGUUUCCCAGUAGGAAGAUAGAACCAAGCAAAAACUCUGUGCCUGAUGGUGUGCAGACUGCAAGGGAAAACAGGACGCCCAAACCACCAGCUGUCUCUGCUGGCAGCAUCAAGACAGAGCAGACAUUUUUGAGGGAUCCCAUUAAAGCAGAUGCAGAGAACAGAAAAGCUGCAGGGUACAGUUCUCUGGAACUAGUGGGUCACUUGCAAGGAAUGCCUUUUGUUGUGGACCUGCCUUUCUGGAAAUUACCCAGAGAGCCAGGGAAAGGGUUCAGUCAACCCCUGGAGCCGCCUUCCAUCCCCUCCCAACUCAGCAUCAAGCAGGCUUUGUAUGGGAAGUUUUCUAAACUCCAGCUGAGUCCCACCAGCUUUAAUUACUCCUCCAGCUCUGCCGCCUUUCCCAAAGGCCUCGCUGGUGGUGUGGUGCAGCUGAGCCACAAAGCCAGCUUUGGUACAGGCCACACUGCAUCACUGUCCCUACAAAUGUUCACUGACAGCAGUGCAGUAGAAAGCAUCUCUCUCCAGUGUGCAUGCAGCCUGAAAGCCAUGAUCAUGUGCCAAGGCUGCGGAGCGUUCUGCCAUGAUGACUGCAUUGGACCUUCAAAGCUCUGUGUAUUGUGCCUUGUGGUGAGAUAAUAAAUUAUGGCCAUUGGAAACAUUGUACAUUUAGUGUGUGUAUUUUAAUAAUGGUUGAUCUUAAAUCUGUGUACAAAAUAUCACUGAUAUAAUGAACUCUCACUCUAGAUGAGAUAAAUCUUGCCUCCCCAUGAAAUUUAUAGUGCUGAAGUCCUCUGUCACUUGGCACCCUUCUAGCCUUGCCAGAAGGGUAUUCCGGGAGAAGGGGGCACUAUGGUUGCCUAAGACCAUCCAGCCUAAACCUCUUGUAGUCAGGCAGUACAGUGUGGCAGGGCAACCUGUCUGACACCCAAAUGGACUUGAAAUUGAAGCAGGAAGGUUGGGUUCUCCAUGGAUGGAACUCACCUGCCUAAACUAAGCAGGAAUGUCAGUCUUCCACUGCCCCUCCCUGCCAUCUUCUGCUUAGCUUGGGGAGUUGAUGGUUGCAGAAGCCACACAGGGUUAAAGUAACUUCCGUCUUUACCCACCAGGGGAUCAAACACCCAAUGACCUUGAUGUCAUAUUCUGUCAUUUGCCAGUUGAUGGAGCCAAGUUGACCUUUGGUUCUGGUGCUUCACCCAGUUUGGAACUUUAAUCUGUAACCCAGGGAUCCACGGAUUCUCUUGGAAGCUUGAAUAGCCCUUCUUGGACAAUGGGGUCUGGAAAUAGGGCUGUCUGCUGUGGAAAUGCUAUCUGUAGACUUCAGAGUCAACUGUACAGAUGUUUGCAGGGGACUCCUGCUUGCCACCCACCCGUCACAUUUGAUUCCGUGGGAGUGGGCACCCAUGCACCUGUGUAUGUGAAAGUCAUUUUACAUUUCCAAGCAGUCUGUUUCUUAUUUUUAUAUUUUAACUCUAUUCUUGGAUGUAUAAAGUGAACCUUUUCGCUUCUGUAAGUAUGCUCUAUGCACCUAACGUUUUAUCCUGUAUUUAUAUGUUGUACACAGUAUUGGCCAAUUCUGUAAAUGGAUGUAUUGUACAGAGAACAUGAACGUCUCUUCCUUAGUUUACGUCUUCAGCACCCUUGAUUAAAAUGGUGUUGUCUACUUCCGUGCACCAACUGUCAAAACCACUGAGUGCUGUGUUGCCUGAUGUGAGAAGGAAGUUACUGACUUGUGACCUAUGGUUGGCCCUGUGCCUUGUCACCUGUGUCACCAGGGAAUCUCCUGCAGUCUGCGCGCCACAGACACCAUUGAUCAAACAUGUCUUGUUCCUUGUAUCUAUUCUCUUCCAGCCUUGAGUGGCUGCGCUGCCGCCACAUAUGACAAAUUGUCAUCACCAGUGUUAAGUCCUGGAUUCAUGGGUGAGUUCCUUGGACAACCCCGAGACAGGCUUCUGGAUCUGGCUCCAGGGUCAUCACCUGUCAAAGCAAUAUUGGGGAUCGCUAGGCUCCUUUUGACUUACUUUUGACAGUAGGUUUCAGGGGAACAAAGCCAUGCCUGCUGCCUGCCUCUCUCCUAACAUGGUUCCAUCAAGUAGAUGCCCUUUGUAUUUGUCUAACCUCAUUCCGGUUCCUGCCAUUUCUGUAUUUUUACUUGAAAGUUGGGAGUCCUUGUUUAAUUUAGGUCUGUCGUCUUGUGUGAGUGUUUCUGUAUGAAGUAUAAAAAUUUGUGUGCCUUGAGCAAGUCUCAUUUUCUUUGUAAGCUGCCUCUCCGCCAUUUCAUGAGGUGGCUGUCUUUUUGGUGGGGAGGGGACUGGGGGAUCCAUGAAGUAUGAGUGAGGAGCUGGUAGUGAAUUCAGUAUUGGCCAAGUCCAUGUUGUGUGCUCAGAAGUCUCUUUACCAAAGACCAGGAGCAGGAGCCAAGCAUGUCCAGUCCUCCUCUUGUGCGACCUUUGACAGUGGUCUGGUCCACGGGGCUGCUCAGAAAAGCGCUGCUCUUGUAUGUCUCACUGGUAUUGGAAAAUAAACCUGUACAACCUGCA
Messenger RNA from Rattus rattus (black rat), 6307 nucleotides. Its product is annotated as polycomb group protein ASXL1. The transcript has 11 exons. Bases 324 to 4406 code for a protein of 1360 amino acids. NCBI's taxonomy places the organism in Eukaryota, Metazoa, Chordata, Mammalia, Rodentia, Muridae. Gene Ontology annotation, molecular function: chromatin binding; DNA binding; peroxisome proliferator activated receptor binding. Gene Ontology annotation, cellular component: PR-DUB complex. Gene Ontology annotation, biological process: animal organ morphogenesis; positive regulation of transcription by RNA polymerase II. The record is from RefSeq and is a predicted model, not a curated record.